CAUGUCCAAGCAAGAAUUUCUUCUAACUUGAGAAGAAAAUUUAGCACAAGAGUUUAAAAAAAAUCAUUGCUCGACUCACCUAACUUAUUAGUCCAGAAUUCUCAUCACAUUGUCAUGCCUAGUCAACUCUUUCGGCUGAUAAUAAAUUCACAACAAUAAUAACAAUCUCAUUUCAUUUUAGUAGUAUGGUCAUAACUCAUAAAUCCUUACUAUGAGAAUAUUCAACAUUUGGACCUUAUGAACGGAAUCCACCCUGUAGAUUCCUUUAUUACAAUAUUCAAUAUUUAAUAUUUAGAUACCUUCUUAGUUUGAUUGAAUACUUAGGAAAAUAUAUAGCUGCUGCAUAUGUAUGAAGAUAAAUAAUAUGAAAUAACUAAGUCAAACAGUUCCUUCUUUCAUGGAUUCUUCAUCACAGUGUCCACCCUUUCAAUUUUCUAGCAAGUACUAUCAUGUGUCUGAAAAUGGAGGUGGAUGUGUAAGACAAACAAGUUUCUUUGAAGCCAAACCUCUUCUUAACCAAGGAGUUGGAUAUUCAAUCAUUCUUGGUUUUGGUGCUUUCUUUGCUCUCUUCACCUCUUUCUUGGUAUGGCUGGAGAAAAGGUAUGUCGGGUCCCGCCACACCUCUGAAUGGUUCAAUACAGCAGGAAGAAAUGUUAAGACAGGACUCAUUGCUAGUGUCAUUGUGUCUCAGUGGACUUGGGCUGCUACAAUCCUGCAAAGCUCUAAUGUUGCUUGGGAGUAUGGAGUUAGUGGACCUUUCUGGUAUGCUAGUGGAGCCACCAUCCAAGUGAUGUUAUUUGGAAUUAUGGCUAUAGAGAUUAAAAGAAAGGCUCCUUAUGCUCAUACCGUGUGCGAAAUUGUCAAAGCCCGUUGGGGGACUUCAGCACACAUUGUAUUCCUUUUCUUCUGUUUCAUGACAAAUAUAAUCGUAACGGCGAUGUUACUUCUUGGUGGUUCUGCUGUUGUAAAUGCAUUAACUGGAGUCAACAUUUAUGCUGCUAGCUUUCUAAUACCACUUGGAGUAAUUGUCUAUACACUAGCUGGUGGAUUAAAGGCCACAUUCUUAGCAAGCUAUAUACAUUCUGUCAUAGUGCACAUUGUUUUGGUCAUUUUUGUCUACCUUGUCUAUACUUCUAGCAGCGAGCUUGGUAGUCCGAGUGUCGUUUACAAUCGGUUGCUCGAGGUUGCGAGCAAAUCGAGAGCAUGUCAAGAUCCUAUAUCACACCAUGGACAAUCUUGUGGUCCUGUUAGUGGAAAUCACAAAGGCUCUUACUUAACAAUGCUUAGUUCAGGUGGCUUAGUUUUUGGGAUUAUAAAUAUUGUUGGCAACUUUGGCACCGUGUUUGUCGACAAUGGAUAUUGGGUGAGUGCUAUUGCAGCAAGACCUUCAUCAACUCACAAGGGCUACUUGUUGGGAGGUUUGGUCUGGUUUGCAGUUCCAUUUUCUUUGGCUACCGCGCUUGGUUUGGGAGCACUGGCCCUUGAUUUACCACUAAAUGAAAGUGAAGCAGGUCGCGGACUUGUUCCCCCGGCUACUACUGUAGCUUUGAUGGGGAAAGGUGGAUCAAUUCUUCUUCUUACCAUGCUUUUUAUGGCAGUGACUUCUGCUGGUUCAUCAGAGCUAAUUGCUGUAUCCUCAUUGUGCACAUAUGAUAUUUAUAGAACUUACAUAAACCCAAAUGCAAGUGGAAAGAAAAUCCUCAAAGUAUCAAGAGGAGUUGUUCUAGGAUUUGGAUGUUUCAUGGGAAUGUUAGCAGUUAUACUAAACAAAGUAGGAGUUUCUUUAGGAUGGAUGUACCUUGCAAUGGGAGUUUUGAUUGGUUCAGCAGUUAUUCCUAUUGCUUUCAUGCUUCUAUGGAGAAAAGCAAAUGCAAUCGGAGCCAUUCUCGGAACAGUAUUCGGUUGCGUUCUUGGAAUAGUCACAUGGUUGUCUGUUACAAAAAUAGAGUAUGGAAAGAUAAACCUUGAUACAAGUGGAAGAAAUGCACCAAUGCUUGCUGGAAACCUUGUUUCUAUAUUAACAGGUGGAGGUGUCCAUGCUGUAUGUAGCAUGCUGUGGCCUCAGAAUUAUGAUUGGAGUACUACUAAACAAAUCACUGUGGUUGAAAAGGAAAAAACUGAUUUGCCAAUGGAAGAGUUUAAAGAAGAAAAGUUAAUAAAGGCUAAAGUAUGGAUUGUGAAGUGGGGUGUUGGUUUUACUGUUUUGAUAGUUAUACUAUGGCCUAUUCUAUCCCUCCCAGCAGGGGAGUUCAGCAAAGGAUACUUCUAUUUUUGGGCAGUAAUUGCUAUAGGAUGGGGAACUAUAGGUUCUGCUGUGAUAAUUGCUUUACCAAUAAUAGAGAGCUGGGAUACCAUCCAAACUGUCAUUCAAGGAAUGUUUACAAAUGACAGACUCAUGGAAAAGAUAGAUGAGUUAAAUUUCAAGUUGCAUACAAUCAUACAGGCAGUUCCAGAAGCUGAGAGGCUUUACUUGCUUGAGAAGGAAAAAGCCAAAAAAUCAGAAGCCUCAGAACAACAAUCUUUUUCACUUCCUAACUAAUAUUUUAAGGGACCAAAUUUGUAUUAAAGUCGCAACAUCUCUAAUCCUUGAAAUCCUCUUUCUCAUACAAUUGUAGUGAUUCUGUAAGUAUUUUUAAACUACAAAAUUUCACUGAUUAAAAAAAUCAAUGUGUUAGACUCCUUUAAAAUAA
Messenger RNA from Lathyrus oleraceus (garden pea), 2690 nucleotides. RefSeq names its product urea-proton symporter DUR3. Gene Ontology annotation, biological process: urea transmembrane transport. NCBI's taxonomy places the organism in Eukaryota, Viridiplantae, Streptophyta, Magnoliopsida, Fabales, Fabaceae. The transcript has 9 exons. The coding region runs from base 398 to 2539 and encodes 713 amino acids. Gene Ontology annotation, cellular component: plasma membrane. The record is from RefSeq and is a predicted model, not a curated record. Gene Ontology annotation, molecular function: urea transmembrane transporter activity.